This is a messenger RNA of Seminavis robusta, 1356 nucleotides long. The record is from the annotation of a GenBank genome assembly. NCBI's taxonomy places the organism in Eukaryota, Bacillariophyta, Bacillariophyceae, Naviculales, Naviculaceae.
AUGGCUUCCACUAGGAGAGCCGCUGGAUUCUUAGCCAACAUGGGGUCGUCCCACAGAAGGAAUGUGAUCAAGGGAAGACAGACCAUGGCGACACUGUCCAUACCAGUAUAUGGUGGGUUAGCACGAGGCGGAAGCUCCUCUAGUGACGAGGACAACAAGGUUGAUCCAGAUAUACCUUUCAGAAUGCCUCCCCCCAAUAAUGGCUUCGGAAAUACUCCCAACAAGGCAGAGGUGUAUGCGAAUGAUGAACUAUGGGAUCUCCUGCAGAUCCACGAAGGAUUAUCAGACCAAAUGAAUCAGCGACAACAAGAUACCAAGAGCUCUGCGGUUUUGCCGGGCAAAGACCCUGGUGCUCCUUCGCUUCACGAUUUGGUACUUCAGACGGUACAAGAAAUGGAUGACACUGCAAGCAGGGACAGUGCUAAUCAAGCUAAUCAAGAAGAAGACAAAGAUGAUGACAGCUCUAUUGCAAGAGCCAAAGAUAGUAUUAUUGCAAUUGCCAGUGAUGUGGAUGGUACACUGUUGUCCUCAAAGCAACGGGUGCACCCAAGGACGGAAGCAGCAAUUCGAAAAGCCGUGAGCCAGGUAGACUCAUCAAAUAAUGCCAACGACAGUGGCCACAAAAAGCUGCAGUAUUUCUUCCCGGCUACUGGCAAAACACGAAAGGGUGCACUAGACAGCUUGGGUCCUGAAAUCAGAGAGCUAUUAUCGCAACUUCCUGGAGUUUUUAUUCAGGGUCUAUACUGCAUUGACAGCAAUGGCAAUGUUCUCUUUGAACAGAAACUUACAGCAGCGGCAGUGGAAAAGGCUGAGAUAUUGGCAGAAAAACAUGGUGUCACUCUUCUGGGCUACGACGGCGACAGUCUCUACUCCAACAAAGGGGGGGACCCAACACUGUGUGCAGAAAUUCAUGAAAAGUGGGGAGAACCCAAGCCAACAUCCAUAUCGUCACUGGCAGAACAUGCCAAUGGCCUGCACAAAAUCCUGUUUGUCCUUCAGGAUAAAGCUACAUUGACCAAUACUGUAAGGCCUGACUUGGAAGCCAUGGCAAAUGAAAAUGAUGCCACAGUUACACAGGCCAUUCCAACCAUGUUAGAAUUGCUGCCACAAGGCUGUAGCAAGGCGUUGGGCGUUCAAAAGCUGUGUCAAUCACUGGGCAUUGACCCUGGUACACAGCUACUAGCCAUUGGAGAUGCUGAAAAUGACAUUGGCAUGCUAGAAAUGGCAGCCAUUGGAGUGGCAGUUGGAAAUGCGUGUGGAAUGGCUAGGGAGGCAGCUGAUUAUGUCAUGGAUGAAACCAAUGAUGAAGGUGGAGCAGGAGCUGCAAUGGAGAAGUUUAGUCCUCUGGGUAGAUAA